Rhincodon typus (whale shark) is the source of this 633-nucleotide messenger RNA. It is a transcript of the gene rnf126, whose product is annotated as ring finger protein 126. The annotation marks the transcript as partial. The record is from RefSeq and is a predicted model, not a curated record. The transcript has 6 exons. NCBI's taxonomy places the organism in Eukaryota, Metazoa, Chordata, Chondrichthyes, Orectolobiformes, Rhincodontidae.
GAAUACACAUGUCCAAGAUGUGACUCUGGUUUCAUAGAAGAACUACUCGAUCAAGUACCAAGGAAUACUGAAAAUGGCUCCAGUUCAACAGCUUCCACGAGUGACCAGACUCGACAGUUAUUUGAGGGUUUGGACCAGCACCUGCUUUCCUUACCACAAGGUAGUUAUGGACAGUUUACAUUUGGCAUUCUGGAUGACACCUUUGAUCCUUUUUCCUUUGGAACUAACCAGACUUCAGAAGAAAAUAGAGAUUCUGAAAAUAGGAGGGAUCGCGAACACCAGUCACGGCCACGAUAUAGUUCUAGGCAACCCAGAGCACCCAGGUUCCCGUCACGGCGUCCUACAACGCGAAAUGAAGGAGUGCCAACUCUAGAAGGAAUUAUUCAACAAUUGGUUAAUGGAAUCAUUGCACCUACAGCAGUGCCAAACUUGGGAUUAGGUCCAUGGGGUGUAUUGCACUCAAAUCCAAUGGAUUAUGCAUGGGGAGCCAAUGGCUUGGACACAAUCAUUACACAGCUUCUGAACCAGUUUGAAAAUACUGGCCCACCUCCGGCAGACAAAGAGAAAAUCAAGACACUUCCUACAGUAGAAAUAACAGAUGAACAUGUAGGUAGGUGUACUUCGGACCAGUAA